Molecule: messenger RNA, 2393 nt
Organism: Oncorhynchus nerka (sockeye salmon)
Lineage: Eukaryota; Metazoa; Chordata; Actinopteri; Salmoniformes; Salmonidae
Product: inactive serine protease 35-like
Exons: 2
Coding region: 274-1845 (523 amino acids)
Biological process (GO): proteolysis
Molecular function (GO): serine-type endopeptidase activity
Source: RefSeq, a predicted model, not a curated record
AGUACCUCCCCCGCUCUCGUCUUGUAACAUGAACGAGCGGCACCUUUUCCAUCAAAUGUUUUCUUCGUCAUGGGCAAAUCUCAGUGCAGUGAAGAUCUCGCUCACGGCUUUUCAUUGCGUUCCGGUUGUUUGAUGCGCGGCGAUGAUGGGACGCGGUCUUUCACGCACUGACUGGUACCCGAGUGGAUAAAACACCUUUUUUUUAAAGAGGAAUUUUGCUGACUUCUCCAACUUUUAUUUUCUAAUGCUUGCAGGCCCUGGUGGAGCAGUGCGAUGACUCCCAUUCCCCUGUGUCUGCUGCUGCUCUGUGCCCUGCCCCUGUGUGUUCUUGCCUGGGGGGGCCACGGUGAUGGUGUUGAUGAAGAGUAUGGCUGGUCCAUGCAGAGGGUCCCGUUAAUUCUAGACAGGCACACAGUGCAUCUGCGGAGCCCCACGUUUGGUGGGAAGGUUGAGGGGGCAGGUGAGGAUGAGGUGGGAGGGUGUGGCAUAAAGUGCCAGAGUGCCCGCCCCCCUCCCGACUGGGCCACACUGGAGAGCAUGCUGGGAUACGAGACGGUGUACGAGAACGGCACACGCACACACAGCAACGUCACGCUGCAGGGCCUGAAUGACACAACCUCACACACGCCCUUACACACCCCCUCACACACUCGCAGGAAACGUCAGGUGUAUGGCGAGGACGGGCGCUUUGUCAUCUCGGACAGCCACUUCACCACCAGCUACCCGUUCUCCACGGCGGUCCGCCUGUCCACGGGCUGCUCCGGGGUCCAAGUGUCUGAAAAACACAUACUGACGGCGGCCCACUGCGUCCACGAUGGGAAGGACUACCUGCAGGGGGUCCGCAGGCUGAAAGUGGGGGUCCUACAGGUCAAAUCUAAACGAGGUAGGAGGGGUGGGAGGAGGAGAGGGGGGAGGAGAGGAGGAGGAGAGGGGCAAGGAGAGGAAGUGGUAGGAGGAGAGGAGAAAGGGAAUGGGAUAGAUGGAAAAGAACCGAGACAGGAGGAGAGACGGAGAGGAGGGAGGAGAGGAGGAGGAGAGGGGCAAGGAGAGGAAGUGGUAGGAGGAGAGGAGAAAGGGAAUGGGAUAGAUGGAGAAGAACCGAGACAGGAGCAGAGACGGAGAGGAGGGAGAAGGAGGAAGGGAGAAAGGGAGAAACAGAACAGGGUUGAUGAGACUGGAGCAGAGGGAGGUGAAGGAGGGAACAUGGAGAAGGAGAGGGGACAAGGAGGCGGUAGGCAGAGAAAGAAAGGUAGCAGAAGCAGCCGUGUACAACGCAGCACCGAACCCAAAACUCAGCCCUCCUUCCACUGGACACGCGUAAAACAAACCCACAUCCCCAAAGGUUGGAUACACACGGGAGAUAGAACCAACGCCAUAUCCCACAACUACGACUACGCCCUCCUGGAGCUCAAACAGCCAAUUAAACAGAAGCACAUGAAACUGGGUGUAGUGGCCCCUACAAAGCCCCUCCCCUUAGGUCGCAUCCACUUCUCAGGGUUCGACAACGAGUCAGAGGGAGGACAAAAGGACAAAGGGGGGGAAAAGGUGGUCUAUCGCUUCUGUUCAGUGACGGAGGAGUCAGACGACCUGUUGUAUCAGCAUUGUGAUGCCCAGCAGGGGGCGUCAGGCGCUGGUGUAUACAUCCGCCUCAGACAGGAAGUGGUGGGGUCCAAUAAGGGGAAGUGGCAGCGGAAGGUUAUCGGGGUGUUCUCAGGGCACCGCCGGGUGGACGGGGACGGGGGUGAACAGAGGGACUAUAAUGUGGCGGUGAGGAUCACUCCGCCUAAAUACGCUCAGAUCUGCUACUGGAUCCAUGGGGAUCCCAGCAUGUGUAGGGAGGCCUGAGACACCAGGGAUAUGUCAGACUGAUCAGAGUAAGAAAAAAAAUAAGAUAUGCAUUAAUGUAUCUCCUUUCACUGAGACCUCAAAGCGCUGAGGUGGUGGUGGACAAACUAACCAAUGGCCAGCACAGAAUGAUCAGAUGGAAUAGAACUUUGGAAUAUGGGAUGAUUUUCUUGCUUUGGUCAAUCAAACAGAUCCCUAUCCAGACUGAGGUCUCAGAAUUCUAUGGUGCGAUAAAAACAGGUUUCUUUGUCACAUGUGCUUUUUGUUUCCAAGAAAUACCCAUCGUGCACAUAAUAUGGGUGCUAAGAUGAGUUCCGUUGGUGAUGAUUUUUCUUGGGUAAAUCUUUGUUUUUAGUGUCUACGUGAUUCAGUUAUCUAGCCAAUGCUCUUUUUGUUAUCAGAAUAGGUUUUUUCCAGGGUCUAUAUUUAGAGUGUAAAUGUGUAUUAUGUUGAGUAUUUCCAGAACAUAUAUUUUGCUUGGAAAAAAAUUGGAUCAACAGUGAUGUAAAAAAAAAUGCAAAAAUAAAACGUCUUUAUAUUAAAACCUA